AACAGUUCUGCGCGCGUCCUCGUGAAUAAGGAAAUAUGGCGGCGCUCACGCCUCUCAGUCAGUUACCAAGUGGAAAUGCUUCAUAUGAGAACUUCUACAAACAGGUUGAUCCUGGAAACACAGGGAAGGUUGACGCUGCGGAGGCCGCUCAGUUCUUGAAGAAAUCAGGACUAUCAGACAGCACGCUUGGUCAGAUUUGGGAUUUAUCAGAUCCAGAGAGAAAAGGUUACCUUGAUAAACGAGGUUUCUUUAAUGCUUUGAGGCUGGUAGCGGCAGCUCAAGGAGGAAGUGAGGUCAAUCUGAACAGUUUGAGCAGAAAUGUCUCAUCACCUGUUCCUACAUUUAGAGAUGCUGGCAGUCCGUCUCUGAACACCACAACAUCUGCUGGUGACUCAAGCUGGGCAGUAAAGCUGGAAGAUAAAGCAAAGUAUGAUGGGAUAUUUGAGAGCCUCUCUCCGGUUGGUGGGCUGCUGUCGGGUGAUAAAGUUAAACCUGUUCUCAUGAACUCAAACCUGCCUCUUGACGUGCUCGGAAGGAUUUGGGAUCUCAGUGAUAUUGACAGAGAUGGACACUUGGAUAAAGAUGAGUUUGCUGUGGUGAUGCGCCUGGUAUAUGCAGCCAGAGAGAAGGAACCUGUGCCAUCCACCCUCCCUCCAACCCUUAUCCCUCCAUCCAAACGGAAAAAGAUUCCUGGUGCCCUCCUGGGAUCGGUUCAGGUUCUUCCCUCCAGUCCGUUCCUCCUGAAGGAGAGCCUUCGAUCCGUGCCGGUCCUCGCCAUCAAUCCACUCGUCAAUCUCUCUCCAUCAAACUCAUUCAAGAGAUCCACCCCAACACCACCCCUGCAACCGCAAACGCACACACAGGCCUCCUCUGAGCACUGGGUGGUGCCGGCGGAUGACAGAGAUCAAUAUGAGGAGAUCUUUGACUUAGCAGACUCUGACUUUGAUGGUCUGGUCGGAGGAGGUGAGGUGAAGGACAUCUUCAUUAACUCUGGCCUGCCACAGAGUGUCCUGGCACACAUUUGGUCUCUGGCUGACACUAAGAGUGCAGGCAAACUCACUAAAGAGCAAUUCUGCCUGGCUAUGUUUCUCAUUCAUGAGAAGGUGAAAGGAGUGGAUCCUCCUCGGAGUCUGACCCCUGACAUGAUCCCACCUUCAGAGAGAGGAGCUGCCAGCACGCCUGUUCUAUCUGGAUUCACAUCAUCAGUCGGAUCUGAAUUGGCUCCGUUUACCAGUUUGAACAGGGACAGCGGCUCUUCUGCUGGCUUGGUUGAGCUGACAGGAAUCAAGGAUCUCGAUGACAUCGGCAAGCAGAUCUCACAACUGCAAAGUGAAAAACGCACUUUAGAGGCUGAAAUAAGGCAGAAGGAGGAAGGUCUGCGACAGAAGAACAGUGAAGUCCAGGAGGUACAGCGAGAACUGGAGCGUGAGAACGUCGGUCUUCAGGAUCUAGAGCACCAGAAGCGAGACGCUCAGGAUCGACUGCAUGACAUGAAACAGCAGAGAUCUAAACUGGAGAGCACGCUGGACGAGACCAAGAGCAAAUGGCAAGAGGAAAAUGCCAAGAUCUCAUCUCUACAGGCUCAGAUCUCAUCUCAGGAGUCCGAUGUGCAGAUGCAGGAGAAGGAGGUGAACCGAACGAAGAUGGACCUCUACUGUAUGGAGCAGGAGGAGAAACGGCUGGAGGACAGCCUGCAUGCUGGCAAAACCAAACUAGACAGCAUAAUCAAACUUCUGAAAACAUCACAGGACGAGAUGGACCAGACACGCGGCGAGCUCAGUGACAUUCAGGAGGCACAACAAGAACUCAAUAAAACCAUUGAGCGCUGCACCAAAGCUCUCAAUGAAAGUGUGACUAGUCUGGCGGAGCUUGACCAACUGAUCGCUGAGGAAAGCUCCAGUACAGAUGAUAAGGAGUCGUCUCUGGUUAAGUCCAGGAUGGCCAUGUUUAACAGCAGUGCCUCUCAAAACCUGAACACAGACCCAUUCCAGAGUGAAGACCCCUUCAAAAGUGACCCCUUCAGUAAAGCUGAUCCGUUUGGAGUAGAUCCGUUCCAGCAGAGCGUCCCAUUCGACAAUCCGUUUACAAACUCUGAUCCAUUUGCUGAAAGAUCCCCAAGCAACUUCAAGCCCAUCUCCUUCAGAAGAAACAGCAGCCAGACGUCUGUGAGUCCCAAACCUAAAGACUCAGAUCCAUUCGGUACGUCAGACCCGUUCAGCAGCAACACGUUCGGAGAGAAAGGCGGCUUUGCAGACUUCUCUCACAUGUCAAAGGGAUCAAGCUUGGAGCCGAUAGGUCGAAAGCCGACGUACCCUCUACCACCACCAAAAAAACCUGGACCACAGAGACCAGCGCCACCCCCUUACGGGUCAGAACAUGUAACGGUAAGGUAAAACAAAGGUCUGAAGACCACAUCUGAGCACUCUGCAUCUGUUUGUGUUAAACCGUAUCACACCUGCUCCACCCUCCCGGCGUGCUCACCGAUCCCUUUCACAAAUCACUAUGAGAAAUCAAACAAAAUAUUGACACGCUUCAAAACAUCCUCGGCAAAUGUAAACCCCAGUGCUUCAACCGCAGUGUGAAAGAGGAAAGCUUAAAUAUUGUUUGGCUCAUUGUGUUGAGAUCUAUUUUUAAGAUUAAGACCAAUAUGUUUGUGUAUGUUUAAAUAAAAUGUAAAACAUGUGGGUGUUAUUGCCCUAGAGAUGACAAAUAUCUAAGCAAGUUUAAUUCAUUUUAAAGAAACAAGCGCAUGCACAGUUUUAAAGAAAAUAGAUUUAUUGCGGUGGGUUGAAAUGAUAUAACAAUAGACAUAGUAAUCAACACAGAGAAAAUAAGUUUUUGGACACUCAAAGGAAUCGUUUAACGAAAAAUGUCAAAUCUGUCAUAAUUCCUUCAUCCGAACAGAAAAGAAGAUAUUUUGAAGAACUUCAAUAAACAAACAACAUUGGACCCCAUUGCCUUCCAUUGUAUGAGCACAAAACCAGCAAGACAUAUCUCAAAAUAUCUUCUUUUGUGUUCCACUGAAGAAAGAGUCAAAUACAGAUUUACAAACCCAUGAGGGGGAAUAAAUGAUGACUUAAUUUUAACACUUUUUUUUAACAAUUUUAACACAGCAUUUCAAACCCUGCAAUCAUUAUAAUACACUUGAAUAUUUGGUUAAUUAAUGCAAUACCAAUAAUAUAAUACGGCUCAACUGUAUGCUGUAAUAUAUGAUUCCUUUUUUAUAUGAAUCAGAAAGUUUCUUUAAGAUCUCAUAAAGGAGAUUCUCAGUAAUGCUUCAAUCAUUACACUUUGUUUUGGGUCACUGGUUUGUAUUACAUUUGUCUGGAGCUUAACAACUUCUUUGCUUUCAAUCCCUUGUUCUGCAGCAGUAAAUAUGAUCUCGUCAUAUGAGUUUUUUUUGUCAGAUAUCACAUUAGAUGAAGUGCACUUUUUCUCCAUAUUACUUGUGCAUGUGUUAAUGUUUAAUUGCUUUUUAUGUUAUUUGGGAUUUUAUAUGUACCCAACGAUUAGGGUCAGUGUGACAUAAAACAUUGAUGGAUAUGAUAGAUAAAAUUAUAAAUCAAUAAAUGAUGAACAACAUCAUAAUGAUCAUUUUCAAACUGCAAACCUUUUGUAUGUUUUUCUAUGAAUUGGUUAAAACUGAUGUUUUAAUCCAAAAACAGAUUAAUUCUGUUUAUUACCAUAUAAAUACAAAAUAAUUAUUAAUGAAUUAAAUAAAGAAUUUAUAGAUAGAAGGAAAAAAUGACAUUUUGUAGUCCUAGCUCUAUCACCCAGGCCUGUGUGUAAUCUUAUACAGUGUAAUUGCAUGUGUGAUGUUU
Messenger RNA from Triplophysa dalaica, 3821 nucleotides. RefSeq names its product epidermal growth factor receptor pathway substrate 15-like 1b (gene eps15l1b). The transcript has 23 exons. Gene Ontology annotation, cellular component: plasma membrane; cytoplasm; clathrin coat of coated pit. NCBI's taxonomy places the organism in Eukaryota, Metazoa, Chordata, Actinopteri, Cypriniformes, Nemacheilidae. Gene Ontology annotation, molecular function: calcium ion binding; cadherin binding. Bases 36 to 2393 code for a protein of 785 amino acids. Gene Ontology annotation, biological process: endosomal transport; endocytosis. The record is from RefSeq and is a predicted model, not a curated record.